GUCACUUCCCCAUUUGGUGGCCGCUUCCUGGUUGGGUGGCCGCCCCGCCCCCUGCACGUGGUGGCCGGGCCCCUCUCUCUGUCUGGACUUCCCCGGCCAUCCCCAGCGCCAGGGCGGUCCCCACCCAGCUCCUGGGAGCACACUGGCUCAGCGGCCGCACCAUGGUCCCCAGGCUCCUCCUGGCCCUCGCCCUCUGGGCUGGCUGCUCAUCCUGCGGAGCAGGGGAAGGCCACCCCGCAGCUGCCGCCCAGCCCAGGGUGCAGUGCCGGGCGCCGAGGUACCCGCUGGCCGUGGACUGCUCCUGGGACCUGCCGCUGGCUCCCGACCCUGCCGGACCCCCGUCCUUCGUGGCCACGUACAGGCUCGGCUUGGCCGCCCGCGGCGAGAGCUGGCCCUGCGUGCAGGCGGCGCCCGAGGCCGCGAGCUGCAGCAUAGCCGACCUGCGGCUCUUCUCCCCGGUGCCCUACGUCCUCAACGUCACGACCCUGCACGGCGGCAGCAGCUUCACGGCCUUCGUGGCCGAAAACAUCAUCAAGCCCGACCCUCCCGAGGCCGUGCGUCUGAGCCCCCUGCGGCAGCGGCUGCGGGUGCAGUGGGCGCCCCCUCGCUCCUGGCCCCUCCCUGACGUCUUCGCGCUCAAGUACUGGGUGCGCUACCGCCGCCCGGGGGCCGCCCGCUUCCGGCAGGUGGGCCCCACCGAGGCCACGUCGGUCACCCUCAGGGCCCUGCGGCCCCACGCCAGGUACCAGGUGCAGGUGGCCGCACAGGACAUCACGGACUCCGGGGAGGCCAGUGACUGGAGCCUGCCUGUGGCUGUGCCCUGACCCUGGGGCGGGGUCCGGGGACCCCCGGAGGCCCGCCCUGCUGCUGGGCAGCUUCGGAUGCGCGGCUGGGCCUCGGUGUGCCGAU
Molecule: messenger RNA, 909 nt
Organism: Lepus europaeus (European hare)
Lineage: Eukaryota; Metazoa; Chordata; Mammalia; Lagomorpha; Leporidae
Gene: EBI3
Product: Epstein-Barr virus induced 3
Biological process (GO): cytokine-mediated signaling pathway
Cellular component (GO): external side of plasma membrane; membrane
Molecular function (GO): protein binding; cytokine receptor activity
Source: RefSeq, a predicted model, not a curated record